Aspergillus welwitschiae is the source of this 2186-nucleotide messenger RNA. It is a transcript of the gene ergS, whose product is annotated as protein ergS. Bases 87 to 1643 code for a protein of 518 amino acids. Lineage: Eukaryota; Fungi; Ascomycota; Eurotiomycetes; Eurotiales; Aspergillaceae. Gene Ontology annotation, biological process: phospholipid homeostasis. The transcript has a single exon. Gene Ontology annotation, molecular function: aminoacyltransferase activity. The record is from RefSeq and is a predicted model, not a curated record.
GUUCAGCGCCUCGCUCACACGCUGUGCCCAAUGGCAGUGCUGACGGCAGCCUAGAGGGUUUCUCCUCUUUGUCCGGUUUCUCCUAUAUGUCUCGAGUCCAAGUGCGGCACUUCUUCUGCUUGCACUCUCCUCUGUUCCUACUCUCUUCUAUAUGUACUUGUACUCUACAUCUACUGAGCAUAUCAAUCCUACAUACUUCAUAUGAAUACUCCGACAUGACUUCAUCCACCCCCCGCAAGCAAAAGAAAUCCCAGCAGUCCAACACCAAGGUGCUGCUGGCCGACACCAUCGGACAAUCGCUGUACGAGCGUCUCCUACAAGCCCGACUCGACUGUCCCGUCACCCACUGGGCACCUGUGCACCAUCCUCUCGCUCCUCAGCCCUCAUCUAUCAUCAACUGUAACCUCAGCAUCAACAGCAGCAGCACCAUCACCUCGUCCCCAUCAACCUCCACCUCCGACUUCAAAAGCAUCCCCUCCAGCCGCACAAGCCAUGACUCUUUCCACAAACCCUCAUCGUCACCCAUCCACCCACCCCUUCCCUCCAACCGCAUCAUAACCCUCGCCGGACCCAUCACCACCUCCCUCCCCAUCCUCACCACCAUCACCCACCUAGCCGCCAAACACAGCCAAGUCUCACACAUGUCCCUCCUCGACCCGAGCUACACCAUCUUCCUCAACACCACGCACACCGCGGCGCUCUGCUUCAAAGUCGUGCACCAAACGGCCAUCAUAGCCGGCGACCCCAUCAGCUCCGAAGAGAACAUCCCAUCUCUCCUCUCCGAAUUCAAAACCUACCGCAAAGCCCACCUCCUCGGCAUGGCCUUCCUAGGCGCCAGCCCGCGUCUUACACACUACGCCGAAACCCAGACUUUAACCGGCAGCAAAUCCACCAACAACUGGACAAUGCUCCACUUCGGGACCUCACGCGUCCUCAACCCCACCACCAACGCCCUCCUCAACGAAUCAACCGGAAAGCGUCUCCUCUUGCAGAACAAACAACUCCUAAACCCAAAUAAAGGCGGCAUAACCCUAGACAUAUACAUCCCUGGCAGCAAUACCACAUUGGAAAAUGAAUUACAGGAUAUCUACACAACCUGGCGCACCACCCGCAACACUUCCACCACCCCCCAAGCCUUCAUCACCGAAUACACCUCCCCGUUCUCCUCGACCCUCCUCCCCUCCCUCAUGACAUACAUCUACGCCAAGGAUAAAGACGGCGUGCCGCUCGCCUUCGCAGCCCUACGCUACUGCGGCGCUAACAAUGGAUACCAUAUUGAUCCGUGCGUUGCGCUGCCGACAGCUCCCAAGGGACUGACAGACCUGUUGAUGUUUGCUGCGAUGGCGCUGUGUCGGCAUGCCGGGGUGUCGUAUCUGAGUGUUGGGUUUGAGCCGUUGGAGGAGCUGGGUGAGGUCAGGGGGUUGAGGGGCCCGUUGGAGCAUCUUGCUAGAGGGGCGUAUCGGUUUGCGUUCAGACGGCUGCCGUCCAUUCAGGGAAAGAAGGCGUAUCAUGAUAAGUGGAGGACCGAGGAGGGGUUAGAGGAAAGAUUGUUUUUGGUCUUGACCGGGGCCGGGGGCGGGUUGGGGGUCGUGGCUGUUACGCAUGUUGCGAAUGUGAAGAUUAGGAGGGUGGUUUGGGGGUGAUCAGCUUUGCCCAUUUGGGAGGGGAGAAAAAGGGAAGGGGUGUAACUGAAGUAAGUAUGUUUCAGGGUUAUUCUGGUUUCUUCGGUGUAUAUUCUGGAUGAUGGGUGGAUGGUGGGUGUAUGAUAUGGUUUGGUUCGCAUAUUACGGAAGUUUAUCGCAUAUAAGUGUUAAUUGAGCAUAUAUAUUCAUUUCUGGAUUCUGUACAGCGAAGAAUCACUACCAGACGCCCUGCUACUUACUAUCUAAUAUGGGACAUGCCAGGGGUCCCAGUUGCGACGGGGCCAGAAAUUAGUGCGUUCGGUUCAGAGAAAUCCUGACAUCGGAUGAGCUUUAUCACAUGCAAAUAUACUCAGUAUCAGACCGAGUUUUUCUGACUCCGUACGAGCUUUUCUGAAACAAAUCAGUUAUUAUAUCUAUAUUUUCAGGAUAUUCUAGGGUCGUUUGAGGGAUUAUUAGGAUAUUUAGGGUAUCAGGGAUUUUUGUAAAUUUUUAUUUCAAAGAGUUUAAAUCACGUGUAUGAGGAUUUCUCUGACUCUGACUGAA